AUGAACUUGGAUACGAAUUUCUCCUGCAACGAUUUCAUACCAAGCGACACUUCAAGCAGCAUCAACAUUGGUGGAAAUUAUCCCUACCAGAGAGCCCAACCAGCAUGUGCAGAAUCAGAAGAAAAAAAUUCGAGACGAAAUGAAUCAGUAGGGCAGUGUCCCUCGGGAUUGUUAACGAGUACUUCAUCCUCCUCCUCGGUCAUUAGCAGUGCUCUCUUCAAUCAGGAUUGUCGUAAGCAAAAAUUGUCCCGUCCCGCAGCACCAAAUAUUGGCUAUGAAUUGUCGCUGGCCAAGUCGAUAAUGCAACAGUACAGCAGCAUAAGUGGUGAUAAUCUUUUCGACCAUUUAUCGGACAUAAUAAAACGUGUCAUAGACGAACGACCGCCGAAUGUCAUUGAUUUCUUCGAAGAAUUCAGUCGCAAUGUUCGUGAACAAAAACUCCAUUUGCCGGAAAGGUUUCCACCCAAUGGGGUCUACGAGGAACACCCACUAUAUAAGGUGGCCAAGAAACAAUUAAUGUCGAUGAAAUUACCCAUGAUCGAUUAUACGAAACCUGGUAUCUCAGAGGAGGACUUUGAAGAAGAUCACCAAAAAGAAGACGAUCUAAAAUUACCAUUAAAACUCGAUUACGCCUAUAAGUUCCGAAUAUUCAAUGAACGUGUUCAACAUCUGCAAUUUUAUUGGAAUCAAUGUGGUUUUAGUAUCUCUUCCGAAGAUAUAUUCCAAUUGGCCUGUUCAAUGGAUCGUAUACAAACACAUCCGUGCAUUAGGCAAUGCCGUUUUUGGGGUAUGAUAAAUGGCCUUAAGGCUUCAUAUUACAUUGUGGAGGCCUUGUUGACAAACGAAGAAAUUGAUGCACGAUUUUUACAAAUGCAUAAAGAAAUCGAAGAGUCGCAAUGGAGAAUGCCAGAGGAGGUAAAACUACCCUCACAUAUUGGUCCUGAAUUAACACCAGGUUCGGUGGGUUGGGAAAAUUAUCCGGCAGAUGAAUUGGAUAAAAUGAUACCUCCAGCCAUGCCCAUACACACGGUUAAAACUGAAGAGCUAUUCGACAUACCACCUGAACCCAUAGGACGUGGGGUAAAUCGUUUUUCAUAUUUUGUCGUGAACUCCCUCUCCGAUGAAUGGAUUGAGUUGCCAAUUUGUACCCCCAAACAAAUUGCGAUUUCUCGUAAGAUUAAGAAAUUUUUGUCGGGAGAUUUAGAAGCGGAUAUUAUUUCGUAUCCCUGCUUUCCCGGCAAAGAGAAACAUUAUUUGAGAGCUAUGAUUGCUCGUAUCACCGCGGGUACUUAUAUUGCUCCUAAGGGUUAUUAUCGCAAAAUGAGUAAGAGUGAGCAGCGUCUAUUUGAUGGUAUUGUGGAUGAUGAAAUGGGUGACGAGGAAGAUGAGGAGAAUGAAAGCACGAUCUUUGGUGAGGGGGAAGGCGAGGAGGAUAAUGAUAUUGUUUUGGUCAAAAACGAAAAAUAUAUUCCCCGACCCCUAACUUCUCUGAACAACCCCUCACAAUGGCUUCACACUAGACCCAAUAUCCUCAAACAAGGUCGAGUUGUUUGGUUCGAUGAAGAGAAGGCAAAACGUGAGCGACAGCGUGAAUUGAAACGUUUAGAAAAAUUACGACGUCUUCAAGAAAUGGGCCUAGAAGAGGGAAACAAUGAAGAGGGUGACGACGAAGAAGAAGAUGAAAGUGAAGAAAACGAUUCCGAAGAAGGUGGCGACGAGGAAGAAGAAUUUGAAGAACCAGAAUUGCGAGAAUAUGGCCCGUCCAUUCUAACACCCUGUUCUCGUGAUGCAAAUGAUGAGAUUUCCGUGCCAUGGGUUGGACGUUUUACCAGCAACUUUACUAAUCGAAAUGAAAGGAUGUUAAUAAUGCGAUCCAAUCUAUGGCCUGGAGCGUACUCCUUUGUUUUUGAAGAUCUAUGCGAUUCCAUUUAUUUGGGUUGGGGUAAUAAAUAUGUCAGACGUAAUAUGACGUGGCAUCAUCCACCCGAACCAGCUGAGGAAUAUCCUCAUGAGGCAAUGGAUUUUGUGGAAGCCACAGAUCCCAGUGUGGAAUUGGAGGAGGCUUAUCGUUUGAGUUUGCUGAAAAAGGAAUUACAGCUAGGGGAUAUGGGGGAGCAUUUGAUGGAUUAUGAAAAUGAGUCACAUGAAUCGGCAGAUGAUAAUACUGAUGAUGAUGAGGACGAGGAAGAAGAGGAGGAGGAGGAAGAAGAGGAGUAA
Molecule: messenger RNA, 2217 nt
Organism: Musca vetustissima
Lineage: Eukaryota; Metazoa; Arthropoda; Insecta; Diptera; Muscidae
Product: radial spoke head protein 6 homolog A-like
Exons: 3
Coding region: 1-2217 (738 amino acids)
Biological process (GO): cilium assembly; cilium movement involved in cell motility; axoneme assembly
Cellular component (GO): radial spoke; axoneme
Source: RefSeq, a predicted model, not a curated record